Messenger RNA from Anastrepha obliqua, 900 nucleotides. RefSeq names its product achaete-scute complex protein T5. The transcript has a single exon. Gene Ontology annotation, cellular component: RNA polymerase II transcription regulator complex. NCBI's taxonomy places the organism in Eukaryota, Metazoa, Arthropoda, Insecta, Diptera, Tephritidae. Bases 1 to 900 code for a protein of 299 amino acids. The record is from RefSeq and is a predicted model, not a curated record. Gene Ontology annotation, biological process: positive regulation of transcription by RNA polymerase II. Gene Ontology annotation, molecular function: DNA-binding transcription factor activity, RNA polymerase II-specific; RNA polymerase II transcription regulatory region sequence-specific DNA binding; protein dimerization activity.
AUGGCACUCGGCAGCAUAACCAGCAAUAGUAAUCAUCAUCAGCAUCAACUAUACCAGCGACAGCUCAGUACAACGCGCAUCACUCAUCAGCAGCACCAACCGCCGCGUGCCAUCGCACCGGCGCCGAUACCACUCGUCUUGCCAGCCAUUGGCAAAACGUCCGGGGCGAAAUAUUAUGGCGGCGUCAGUGGCACCACACUCGACUCCAACAACCCGGCCGUAGUGCGACGCAAUGCACGCGAACGUAAUCGCGUCAAGCAAGUGAACAACGGUUUCACACAUCUACGCAAACACUUACCGCCUGCCAUCGUUGCAGAUUUAAGUAACGGCCGCCGUGGUAUUGGACCGGGUGCACUUAAAAAACUUUCCAAAGUGGACACACUGCGCAUGGCUGUGGAAUAUAUACGCCGAUUGAAGCGCGUCAUCGACGAAGUCGAUGAUGUAAAGCGUGCAAAUGCGCAAGCGCCAAGCAACGAUUGGUCGAAUAUGGCAACAAGCGCAUCCGAUUCGCCACCACCAACGCCACCCAAAGCGGACAUGCAGACGUCGUUGCUGGCUUCUAAAAUGCAACAACACUAUCAAGCAUUCAACUAUGCUAAUAGUUUGCAACAACAACAACAACAGCAAUUCAUCAACCUCAAAUAUCAACAGCCACAAUUGCAGCAAAAUGUGUUCAAUCCAUAUCCAGCGUUAAUAUCACCAGCUGGUUCAGUUAGCUCUAGCGUCGGCAGCGACUCGGAUGCGUCGUCAUUUUACAAUCAGCCGACAACGAUUUUGGCAGAGACGCAACAAUUUUCGCUGCCUCUGCAAAUGAAAUAUGAGCAACAGUACAAUGAGGUGGCAACGGCAUGCACCUCGGAUGAUGAGGAGGGUCUGCUGGACUAUAUCUCGUUGUGGUAG